This is a messenger RNA of Cavenderia fasciculata, 1629 nucleotides long. RefSeq lists its product as uncharacterized. The transcript is spliced from 2 exons. Gene Ontology annotation, molecular function: metal ion binding. Lineage: Eukaryota; Evosea; Eumycetozoa; Acytosteliales; Cavenderiaceae. The record is from RefSeq and is a predicted model, not a curated record. Gene Ontology annotation, cellular component: nucleus. The coding region runs from base 1 to 1629 and encodes 542 amino acids.
AUGAACGAACAAGAUAUUCUUAAUCGGAUAACUGCAUUAUCAUCUCUUAUCAAUAGUCAUAACAACAAGCAAAGCAAGAAAUACAAUGUAACGACAACAUCAACUACUGCUCCUCCUCCACCUCAUCAACAUCAUCAUCGAAAUUCAACGACCAUAAAGAAAACGACUACAACGACCACACCUCUUCCUCCUCCUAAACCAAUGGUAGCAAAGCAGUUUAAACCACCUCAUUAUAUACAGAUUACAACUCGAACAACUCCUGCUAGUAGUACUACUAUUCCAGUUCAAAAGAAAUUUAGUAAUACUUCAUAUAUAAACCCAUCAACUAUAUCAUCAUCUUCUUCUUCAUCCACAAAACCACCGACUAUACCAUCAUCAUCAUCAUCAUCAUCUAUUAAUAGCAAUACCGAAAAGGUUACACUACAACCCAUCAAAUCAUUGGUUUCUGUUCAUCCUCCAUCUUCACCCUCAAAGAAUAAUAUAAUAACAACAACAGUACCUGCACCAAAACCAUCAUCAUCUUUUAAUACAGUAAAACAAAUAAUAGCAAAAAAACAACAAAUAUGGAGAACACAACAAGCACAACAACAACAACUCAUGUACAGAUCAUCUCAAUUUGCUAGUGGUAAUCCUUAUCGUUCUAGUAGGAUUCAACAAUAUAGAACACCAACCACGAUAAUGACAGCUAUAUCACCAAAGGGAGCCAUCGGCAUGACAAAGAGAAUACCAAAGGUACUUGGCAAAGUACAACCAAUUGCAUCAAAAUUAAUCAAGACAUUAAACAAAAACGUAUCAAUCAACAACACUGAAUAUAUAAUAGUUGGAAACAAAUUAAUUCGAAAAUUGGAUGGAAACCCAUCAUCAUCAUCUACGACAAACUCUUUACCAUCGACAACAACAACAAAAACAAACUUGAUUAAAAAAACAAUGGUUAAAUCAUCACUUUCAACAUUUACACCUAAAAAGUAUUAUGGUAGACAAAUGGCAUCACAAUCACAAACAAACAAAGUAUUAAACAUAAGUGAAAGAAUAAGAAAUACAUUGAAAAAGUUAAAAUCCAAAGAAAAGAAACAACAAAAACAACAUUGUCUAUUUUUUAAUAGAUUUGGCAAGUGUAAUAAUGGCGACAAGUGCAGAUUUGAACAUGACCCAAAGAGGGUACGAAUCUGUUUUAAAUUUAUAUCUGGAAAGUGUGAUGAUGAAACUUGCACAUUGCAACACAAGGAGGUAUCCGAGUUGGAUCCCGAACAAAUGCCUGUUUGUUAUCAAUUCCUCAGAGGCAUGUGUAUGAAUGACAAUUGUCCCUAUCUCCACGUUCACGUAUCAAGAGACGCCCAAGUAUGUCCAGACUUUCUCAAGGGAUUUUGUUCAAAGGGUUCAUCAUGUCAAAUGAAACAUACUUAUAGUUAUGCUAAACCAAAUGACUCUACAACCAACACUAAUACUACUAAUGUUGGUGAAAAGGUUAUUGGCAUAUCAGCAGAUAAUAGUAAUAGUAAUCCAACAACAACAACAACACCGACAAUGACAUCCAACAACAAUAGGAAAAAAUCAAUAAUAAUGGCGACGAUGACGAUAAUCAAGAUGAAGAAGAUGAAUUUGAUGUUGAAUAUGAUAUUUGAUUUCUAA